This is a messenger RNA of Lathyrus oleraceus (garden pea), 1555 nucleotides long. RefSeq names its product BES1/BZR1 homolog protein 4. The record is from RefSeq and is a predicted model, not a curated record. Gene Ontology annotation, biological process: DNA-templated transcription; brassinosteroid mediated signaling pathway. The transcript is spliced from 3 exons. Gene Ontology annotation, molecular function: DNA-binding transcription factor activity. Lineage: Eukaryota; Viridiplantae; Streptophyta; Magnoliopsida; Fabales; Fabaceae. The coding region runs from base 195 to 1148 and encodes 317 amino acids.
ACCCCACAAAAAAUCCACGCUUCCCUUCACUUUUUCCUUUUCUUUCAUUUUCAUUACACACUUUUUCUUCUCCCUCUCUCAUUUUUCCGACAAAGAUCACUCUCCACUUCAAACCCUGCUAACUUCACCUCACUUCUUCAUUUCCACACCUCCCUUUCUUCAACCUCGUUCACAUCUUUUUUGGAUUGGUCUGUAUGACGUCAGGGACGAGGCUGCCAACAUGGAAGGAGAGAGAAAACAACAAGAGGAGAGAGAGAAGAAGAAGAGCUAUAGCUGCAAAGAUCUUCUCUGGUUUGAGAAUGUAUGGUAACUUCAGAUUACCAAAACAUUGUGAUAACAAUGAAGUUCUUAAAGCUCUUUGUAAUGAAGCUGGUUGGACUGUUGAACCCGAUGGAACCACUUAUCGUAAGGGAUGCAAACCUUUAGAGCAUAUGGAUAUAAUUGGCGGUUCAUCGGCUGCAAGCCCUUGCUCAUCUUACCAUCCAAGCCCGGGCUCAUCGUCCUUCCCAAGUCCAUCUUCGUCUCCUUACGCAGCAAAUCGUAACACCGAUGGUAAUUCCCUCAUUCCGUGGCUCAAAAACCUCUCCACAGCUUCAUCUUCAGCAUCAUCCCCGAAACUUCCACAUCCCUACCUUCACAGCGGCUCCAUCAGCGCGCCUGUCACACCUCCCCUGAGCUCUCCAACUUCCAGAACACCGAAAAUGAAUACUAAUGACUGGGAAGAACGAUCUGCACGGCCGGGAUGGACCGGGCAGCAUUACUCUUUCCUGCCUUCUUCAGGUCCUCCAAGCCCCGGCCGUCAGAUAGUCGAUCCUGAAUGGUUUGCAGGGAUCAAACUUCCUCAUGCUAGUCCAACUUCCCCAACCUUCAACCUUGUCUCUCGAAAUCCAUUUGCUUUCAAGGAAGAUGGCUUUUCGGGGAGCGGUUCGCGUAUGUGGACCCCUGGACAGAGUGGAACGUGUUCUCCGGCUAUUGCAGCUAGCUCGGAUUACACUGCUGACAUUCCUAUGUCAGAAGCAAUCUCAGAUGAAUUUGCAUUUGGAAGCAACACAUUUGGGAUUGUGAAGCCUUGGGAAGGAGAAAGGAUCCAUGAAGAAUUUCUAACAGAUGAUCUUGAACUUACACUUGGUAACUCAAAGACCAGGUGAAGUCUUUAUAAAAAGGAAUGUCUUAACUUGUGUUGUAAACCACCCGGAGUCCAGCGCAAGCGGUUGGCAUGCAGCGUGUUGUAAACUCCGAGAUACCGAGUUCGAUAAAAACAUAGUUACCUAUCAUUUAACUUGAGUUGAUUUUGUUAAGAAAUGUUUGAGGAAAUGGAGGUGAGUGGAAGAAGCUUUUACAUUUUUUUUCUUUUCUUUUUCCUGUAAUUUUUCACUUAUAUUUGGUCAGUACUUCAGUAAUAUACAUGGUUAGUUAGGUGUGGGAUGGAUUUGCAACUCAUUCAUUUCAUCAUUGUUGUUAUUGGACUCAUUAGUAUACUUUAUGGAUUGGAUUGGUUUGCCGUGGAAAAAACCGAAUGGCUUUGGAAAAUGUUGAAAUCUAUUACCUAGUUCAA